AUGCCGUCCAAAAUUCUCAUUCUUGACGGUGGCCUCGGCACCUCUCUCGAGUCCAAGUACUCUGUCACUUUCUCCCGUUCAACGCCGCUCUGGUCCUCUCAUCUGCUUGUUUCUGACCAAUCCACUCUCCAAGCCUGUCAGAGCGAUUUCGGAGCUGUCCCAGUUGACGUGCUCCUCACAGCGACGUAUCAAGUUUCGCUCCAUGGGUUCGCCGACACUCGCACUGAGGAUUUCCCCGAGGGUAUCCCUCGUGAAACUGUUCCUCGGUUCUUGGAUGAUGCUGUUAUUAUUGCUCAGCGUGCUGUGGGGGACAAGGGCCGUGUUGCUUUGAGCAUUGGACCUUACGGAGCUUGCAUGAUUCCAGGUCAGGAGUACAGUGGGAAAUACGAUGCUGAGCACAACUCCUUGGCUGAUUUGGAGGCAUGGCACCGUGAGCGAUUGGGCGUCUUCGCUGAGGUCUCUGAUAUACAGAAGCGAGUAGGCUAUGUUGCCCUCGAGACUAUUCCCCGCGUUGACGAGAUCAUUGCCAUGCGCAAAGCUCUUGCUGCGACACCAACACUGUCUGAUCUCCCUUACUGGACGGCAUGUCUCUCCCCUGACAAAGACUUCAAAAUGCCAGAUGGCAACUCCAUCGAAGCCGCCGUGGAGGCUAUGCUGGAUCCCGAGGUCUCAUCCAAGUUGCCGUGGGGUAUCGGUAUCAACUGCACCAAGGUCGACAAGCUUGACCAACUCCUUCAAAUCUUUGAGCGCACUGUCUCAGGCCUGAUUGAGAGCGGCAAGAUUACUGAGUGGCCUGCUCUGGUGCUGUAUCCUGACGGAACAAAUGGAGAGGUUUACAACACAACAACACAAAAAUGGGAGAUGCCAGACGGCAUUGAGACUCAUUGGCGCUCAUCUUGGGAACGCCAACUCGAGAUAGUCGUAAAGGCUACGGAGGAUAGAGGGAAAUGGCCCGCCAUCUUGGUCGGUGGAUGCUGUAGGGCUGGGAGCGAAGAUAUCAAGAAACUUCGCGAUUGUCUCGUGAAAUAG
Molecule: messenger RNA, 1029 nt
Organism: Fusarium mangiferae
Lineage: Eukaryota; Fungi; Ascomycota; Sordariomycetes; Hypocreales; Nectriaceae
Exons: 1
Coding region: 1-1029 (342 amino acids)
Biological process (GO): S-methylmethionine cycle
Molecular function (GO): S-adenosylmethionine-homocysteine S-methyltransferase activity
Source: RefSeq, a predicted model, not a curated record